UUUGAGAUUCUGCCUUUUUUUUUUCAAAACUUCGAAUUCCCGUUUGCGCUUCUUCCACCCCAAAGGCGUCUGUCCGCUUCUAUUUGUCUACAUCUCCGUGUACUCCUCAAUCUACAGAAACACUACCAAUCAAAAUGGGUAACGGUGCUAAGGCCCAGGCCAAAAGAGACAGGAAUACCAAGGGCGCCGCUGGGAAGGGUGACCAGUCCCAAUUGAAGUCUAAUGCCGCUGCCAUGACCAUCCAGUGUAUAACUUGCAAGGCCGUCUUCCAAGGCACCUCUAAACAGCUUGUUCUUCAGCAACAUGUUGACUCCAAGCAUCCUAAGUCUGACAUCAAGACCUGCUUCCCCACUUUCGCUGCCGUUUAGAUGAGGAACAGACGUUCAUUAGUUUAAUCAUAGCUUAUGAGUAAGGCGUGUAGCAUCAUAUCUUUUCGUUUGUUUUAUCCAGGUCGGCGAGCCUGUCGAAUUAUUUGUGGUAUUACUGGGAUGCAUAUGUUGAAAC
This is a messenger RNA of Cryptococcus deneoformans JEC21, 504 nucleotides long. RefSeq lists its product as hypothetical. The transcript is spliced from 4 exons. The coding region runs from base 135 to 368 and encodes 77 amino acids. The record is from RefSeq and is a predicted model, not a curated record. NCBI's taxonomy places the organism in Eukaryota, Fungi, Basidiomycota, Tremellomycetes, Tremellales, Cryptococcaceae.